This is a messenger RNA of Branchiostoma belcheri (Belcher's lancelet), 465 nucleotides long. Its product is annotated as lactadherin-like. The record is from RefSeq and is a predicted model, not a curated record. Lineage: Eukaryota; Metazoa; Chordata; Leptocardii; Amphioxiformes; Branchiostomatidae. Bases 1 to 465 code for a protein of 154 amino acids. The transcript is spliced from 4 exons.
AUGGCAUCUGAUGACAUACGUGAUGACAGCAUCACCGCAUCCUCGUACUAUAAAGGAGACUACAGGCCCCCCCGCGCCAGGUUAUAUGGAACUGCCGGUGAAGGCGCCUGGGCAGCCAGAAAGAACAACAUCGGAGAAUGGUUGCAGGUGGACUUGGGAGGAAUGAAGAGCAUUACGGGAACCAUCAUUCAGGGCCAGGACCAUGGUGACAGCUGGGUUACAUCCUACAAACUACACUACAGUGCAGAUGGGACUAGUUCUACAACUUAUACAGACAGCGAUGGAUUGGAAAAGGUCUUUGUUGGCAACACUGACACGAACACUCCUGUGACCAACCUACUGGAGUACCCCAUUGAUGCCCGUUAUGUGCGUUUCGUUGUUCAGUCCUGGCAUAGGUGGAUCGGAAUGAGGGCAGAGAUUCUAGGCUGUGCACUACGCGUAGUCGACAAGAGAAUCGUGUCCUAA